AGAGACAGAGUCCAAAGAUCUCUUCAUAUAUUCCUGUAAUCUUUAUUUUUUAAGAUUUACUUUGUCAACUUUCAAAUGGGUGGAGGACUGGUAGCAGAUGAUUUCAAAACUGGUCACGAUGCUUGUGAUUCUGAUUUACCGCUGAAACCAGCAAGAACCCUAGUCCUUAUUGGCUGCUCGGGCAACGGGAAAAGCGCGACAGGGAAUAGCAUCCUCAGAAGUGAGGCAUUCAAGUCAAAAGCACAGGCAGCAGCUGUUACCAAAGAAUGCCUUUUUAGUUUGUUCCCCUCAAACGAGUCUACCAUCCGAGAAAUAUUAAAAUGCUCUCAUCUUGCCAAAGAAGGUAUCGAUGCGGUGCUUAUGGUUUUUUCCUUGAGGAGCAGGCUAACAGAAGAGGAGAAAUCUGUGCUUUUUGUUUUGAAAAUACUUUUUGGAGAUGCUAUUGUUGACUACUUGAUCGUUGUUUUCACCAAUGAGGAUUCACUUGUGGAUAACAAUGCGACAAUCAAUGACUAUCUGGAGGGCUCUCCUGAUUUCAAGGAAAUUAUCGCAGCCUGCAAUAACCGCAUGGUUCUGUUUGAGAAUAGUCUUAGGACAAGUAAGCGCAAGAAAGAGCAAGUUCAGAGGCUUUUAGACCUUGUUGAAGAAGUUGAGAGGAAGAACAACAAAAAACCAUUUCUGUUUGAUUUAUCUCAUGAGACAAUGGAAAGCGAGGCCGUAGUUGACGAAAAGGCGAAAAGGAUUAGCGCAAUGAAGGGUAAAUACACAGAACAAGGGAUGUCCAAUUGGAAGGAAGAGGAAGUGAAUUCACCUCAUCAUCAGCUCAGCCAAAAAGUAGAGAAGGUGAUAGAAACAACGAGUUUGCUGGAGCAGAAACUGAAUCAGGAGCAAAAUGCAAGGCUUGAAGCGGAAAAAAGGGCGAAAAAACUCCAUGAAGAAUCCAGCGAAGAGAUUAAGAAUCUGAAGGAGAAACUCGAGAGAGCAGAAAAAGAACUCGAGAAAAGGGAAAAAAGUUGCAUCAUUCUUUGAUGAUCUUUCAAACUUUUCCAACCUGAGAUCUCAACGCACAUUUUGAGUUUGUUAUAGUCUUUUUCUUUCUAUCAAUUAUCUGGUUUUAUGUGAUGAUUUCUGACAUAAAGUCACCGUUAACAU
Messenger RNA from Arabidopsis arenosa, 1152 nucleotides. Lineage: Eukaryota; Viridiplantae; Streptophyta; Magnoliopsida; Brassicales; Brassicaceae. The record is from the annotation of a GenBank genome assembly.